CCCUUUUCUCUUGGGCUUCGAGGGACUCUUGUGCGCUAUUUUGACAACGAGGAGGGGAAGAAGGAGAUAACAGGAGAUUAGGAACGAUAGAACGAAAGAAAGAAAAGAUAUGGACCCGUCAAAGUUGGCAAAGUUGCAGGCGGCAGCGGCCAGUAACAGGAUCGGUGGCAAGGGCACCGUCCGACGCAAGGUCGUGCGCAAGCCGGGAAAGAACUCGGCUCAAGACGACAAGAAGCUCCAGGGUGCACUCAAGAAACUCGGUGUGCAGCCUAUUGCCGGUGUCGAGGAGGUAAACAUGUUCAAGGAGGAUGGGAACGUCCUCCAUUUCUCUGCUCCAAAAGUCCACGCCGCCGUCCCGGCUAACACGUUCGCCAUCUACGGCGUUGGGCAAACAAAAGAGCUUACCGAGCUCGUGCCCGGGAUUCUUAACCAACUGGGACCCGACUCCCUCGCCAGCCUGCGCAAGCUCGCCGAGUCUUAUCAGCAGAUCCAGGCGCAGCAGGCUGCGGGCGCGAAGGAUAAGGAGGAAGACGAUGAUGAUGUACCUGAUUUGGUGGAGAAUUUCGAUGUGGAGGAGGAUAAGCCCCAGCUGGAGGAGCUCGAGUAGGCUGCACUGGGCGGCGGUGGCUGCAAGCGUUGGCAAGGUCGGUCAGAGUGACCAUCCCCACGCCCUCGUUGUACCGCUGGUGUUCAGGCAAUAACCGUGCUCUGUCGGGGUGCUCCCCAAUGUUAUCCAUGCAUGUGUAAUACGACCGUUGUCAGGUGUCGAUUCAGCUCGGUGUGCCCGUUUG
Molecule: messenger RNA, 791 nt
Organism: Dacryopinax primogenitus
Lineage: Eukaryota; Fungi; Basidiomycota; Dacrymycetes; Dacrymycetales; Dacrymycetaceae
Product: NAC-domain-containing protein
Exons: 3
Coding region: 110-607 (165 amino acids)
Cellular component (GO): cytosol; nascent polypeptide-associated complex
Source: RefSeq, a predicted model, not a curated record